CUACUCACACGCCUUCUCCGAAAAGCACUUCCGGUUCUAGCCGGAGGUCAGUUCCUCUGCCCUACACAGAGGAAUUCUAAUCUUAGUGUAACAUUAAAGCAUUUAUGGCUGCCUAGGCAAAGGAGGCACAUUCCAGCCUUUGAAGACGGCUUGUAAAUGAGUCUGUGCUUUUCACACACUUUCUGGGAAUCGGCAACUUGAUUGACUCAAGGUAGCAUGUGACAAAUACGUACCGCAACAAUAAAAAGCGUCAUAUCUCCAUCUAAGGAGUCUGAGCUGUUUGGCUCCUUGGUAAUGGCGGAAGUCAGCCGGAGGUUGCUUGGUAUUUGUGGCCGACAACAUUUACCAGAAGCAUCAUUCGGCAGAUGCAGCGGGGCCUCUGCCUUUUGCCUUAGCCCCUUGGUCUCUUAUAGUACAUCAAGCAAUGCAAACGACCUUAAAUUUAAGGUUGUUCCAUGUAGCGAUGGACCAACAAUCUUUCCCUGCAGUAGACACAGAGAAUGGAGAAUUUUGGCUGCAGACCAGUUCAGAGGCAGAUGCCUAUUUGCUUGGGGGCCAGUGGAGCGUCCAGUAGGUACUGUGGUUUGUCCUCGUUUCAUUACCUAUGGAACAAGCAGUAGGGCCUCAUAUAGAAACAAUGGAAGUCGUCACAAUGGCAAUAAUAAUCAUUCUCAGAAUGGCUCUCUGCUAUACAAGAGUCGCACAGCAUAUUAUGACAUCCUUGGCGUGACUGGAAAUGCCACCCAAACUCAGAUUAAGACUGCAUAUUAUAAGCAGUCCUUUCGCUACCACCCAGACCGUAAUGCUGGAAGUGACGAGGCGACAAGUCGUUUUGGGGAGAUCAGUGAAGCAUACAGUGUUUUGGGGAGUGUAAGCCUAAGAAAGAAGUAUGACCGUGGCAUCUUGAGCUGGGAGGAUGUUCGCAACGCUGGGAAGCCAAGUGGGAAAGCCAGCAGUCCCAGCAGGAAAGCAACUUCACCCCAAAGGGAGCGAUCAAGUAGUGCCUCUUCAAACUCCCCAUCUAAACCAAUGUUUAAUUUUGAUGAAUUCUACCAGGCUCAUUAUGGAGAACAGCUACAAAGGGAACAAUUCUGGCGGCAAAGACGAGACCUCAUACAAAAGCUAAAGAAUCAGCCAAGUCGGAGAUGGCCAUUUCACAAGCUUAGUGAGAUUUCAGCUAUCUUGCUUUUGCUCUCAGCUGUGGUUCUUAUGGCAUCAUUAAAAUGAGAGAAAAAUCCUCUAAUACAUACACAAAGCUUGUACCAAAUUGGAAGAAACCAUCCUUACUGGAUCCUUACUCUUCACCUUUUUAGUCUAUGAUUUUUUUCUCCUACUACUUCAUAAGUACAUAACAGUAAAAGCCUGCCUGUCUGCAACAUGGUAUUCUCUAGUACACCAGAAAGGCAGAUUCCUGUCUUGAUACCUGACAAAGGUCUCUGUAACAUUGUUUGUGGUGCUGUUUCAUGCACAGCUCGUACAUAUCUGAGACUGGGUACAUAGGUUAAAGUCACUCAUGGCACAAAGUCUAGGGUUCUGAAGUAUUCUUAAUAUAUAUAUCAUACAUUAUGUGACACUCUCUGUGUGAAUGAUUAUUGCAAUCCUACAACUGCAAGACUGAUUGGAUAUAUUAGGCAAAAAUCCUUUGGUUACCUCAACAAGAGCAGAUCUUUGCAUAUAUGGACAGCUGUACCCUGUGCUUACAUGCAACAAUUCCGGUGGGCAGGUAUUUUAGACACUUUGUGGCUUACAGGAGAGAUUUUUGGACACUUUGUGGCUUACAGGAGAGAUUUUUGGACACUUUGUGGCUUGCAGGAGAGAUUUUUCACAAGCAACAAAGCGUCCCAAUUAAUACUUAAAUGGAGAAGGUUCACUCCUGACCCUUUACCUUUUUAAAUGAUGAAACCUAUACAUUGUACACCAAGAAAUAUUUUAUUUAUCAGUUGCAGGAGAGAUGGCUGUGAUCUUUUUAUGCAAGAUGAAAAUUCCUUGCCAAAUUGGUGCUGAGAAUUGCACACAUACAUAUUUUUACGUGAUUAUGAGAAUUUAGUGUUUUGCCUGCCUUGUUUCUCAGCUCCCCCUAAAGCAAGAAACCAUCACUGUGGCAAAACACAGGAGACAAGUGUGUCAUUGCCUUGUUUUUACUUUUUGGUGUUACUAGCUCUUUAUAGUAGGGAUGCACCUAUUCCAGUAGGAUUCGGGCAAAUCUACACUCCUGGCCAAACCGAAUUCGAAGCCUUAAAAUCACGUAACUUUUCAUCACAUAAACACGGAAGCUGCGCUUGUGGUGCUCUUUAACCCUUUUGUAUCCUAAUUUACAUAUGUAAAUUUGGAUUUGGCUCGCUAUUUGGCCAAAUCCUUUAAGAAGGAUUCGGGGUGCAGCCGAAUCUGAAAAUAGUGGAUUUGGUGCAUCCUUACGUUAUAGGGAUACCUACAUAUUAAAAUAAUUGUUAUCCCCAGGUUUACAUUUUCUAGGUAGGACUAUAUGGGGCACAUU
Molecule: messenger RNA, 2494 nt
Organism: Xenopus tropicalis (tropical clawed frog)
Lineage: Eukaryota; Metazoa; Chordata; Amphibia; Anura; Pipidae
Gene: dnajc30
Product: DnaJ heat shock protein family (Hsp40) member C30
Exons: 2
Coding region: 295-1227 (310 amino acids)
Source: RefSeq, a predicted model, not a curated record